AUGGAUCUGCAGAAUAUGUCCAUGUACAAUGGGGACAAUAGCAAUAGCAGCAAUGGAACAGACAUUGGCGCAAAACCCCAUUAUAAUUACUAUGCCAUGCUUCUUACUCUUCUUAUAUUUGUCAUCGUCUUUGGAAAUGUUUUGGUGUGCAUGGCAGUUUCUAGAGAAAAGGCUCUACAAACCACCACCAAUUACCUAAUUGUUAGCCUGGCCGUGGCCGAUCUCCUGCUGGCGACACUUGUGAUGCCUUGGGUGGUUUACCUGGAGGUGGUUGGCGAGUGGAGGUUCAGUCGUAUCCACUGCGAUAUAUUUGUCACUCUUGAUGUGAUGAUGUGCACAGCCAGUAUCCUUAAUCUUUGUGCUAUCAGCAUUGACAGGUACACAGCAGUGGCAAUGCCAAUGCUUUAUAAUACACGGUACAGCUCCAAACGUAGAGUGACGGUCAUGAUCUCUGUAGUGUGGGUCCUCUCUUUUGCAAUUUCCUGUCCUCUUCUAUUUGGGCUCAACAGCACAGGUUCCAAUAUCUGCGUCAUAGAUAACCCAGCGUUUGUCAUCUAUUCCUCCGUUGUUUCCUUCUACGCCCCAUUUAUAGUAACCCUUCUGGUCUACGUCCAGAUUUAUAUAGUAUUACGCAAGCGAAGAAAGCGGGUGAACACUAAGCGCACUAGUCAUGGUUUGGAUGCAGAUGCACACAAGGACAAAUGCACUCAUCCAGAAGAUGUAAAGCUGUGCGCAGUCUUUGUUAAAUCCAACGGAAAUUACCUAGCUAGUAAAAAGAAAGUGGUAAUCAGCCAAGAGGCAGGAAACCAUCAAGAAGAGAUGGAGAUGGACAUGAUGUCAAGCACAUCACCUCCAGAAAAAUCAAAGCACAAGUCAGCUUCUCCCAACCACCAUCAUCUGACUGUACCUGUUACAUCAAAACAAUGCAACACAGCCAAUCUACCAUCACCAGUGGAAAGUCCCUGCAAGGCUGAGAAGAACGGGCAACCAAAAGAAACUGCAAAGGCAGCUAAGGUGUUUGAGAUACAAGCAAUGCCUAAUGGGAAAACACAGACUUCUGUAAAGACUUUAAGCAAAAGAAAACUCUCACAACAGAAAGAAAAGAAAGCGACACAGAUGUUAGCUAUUGUACUUGGUGUAUUUAUUAUAUGUUGGCUUCCUUUCUUCAUAACCCACAUCUUGAAUAUGCACUGCAACUGCAACAUACCACCCGGCUUGUAUAAUGCUUUCACUUGGCUGGGCUAUGUCAACAGUGCACUAAAUCCCAUUAUAUAUACAACAUUCAACAUUGAAUUCAGAAAGGCCUUUAUUAAAAUACUCCACUGCUAGAAGAAUGAACAUUUCAUCAAGAUGAAGUUCAGAAGUUUGGAAAUUCUAUAAGGAAGUUCUGCUUUCUAAUGUGCUGGUACAUGUGGAACACAACGCACAGUUUAUCUUAUUAGUCCGGUAUAUGGGCAUCUAGAAGUACAAAGCACAUGCCCAGUCAAGACCAGAAACGGCCAUCAGUGUAACUGGAUGUGCGAGUAUUGGAAUGUUGAUUCAAGUCUCAACCGUUAAUGUCAGUGUUGACCUAAAACUUG
Bombina bombina (fire-bellied toad) is the source of this 1580-nucleotide messenger RNA. RefSeq names its product dopamine receptor D2 (gene DRD2). Gene Ontology annotation, cellular component: presynaptic membrane; glutamatergic synapse. The record is from RefSeq and is a predicted model, not a curated record. The transcript has 8 exons. Bases 1 to 1329 code for a protein of 442 amino acids. Gene Ontology annotation, molecular function: dopamine neurotransmitter receptor activity, coupled via Gi/Go; G protein-coupled receptor activity. Gene Ontology annotation, biological process: adenylate cyclase-activating adrenergic receptor signaling pathway; adenylate cyclase-inhibiting dopamine receptor signaling pathway. NCBI's taxonomy places the organism in Eukaryota, Metazoa, Chordata, Amphibia, Anura, Bombinatoridae.